UGAUGCGUGUUCAAAAGGAGAGUUCAUUUUUGGAUGCGUUAAUACAAAAUUAUGGAAAGCCUCCCAGUGAUGGUAGCAACAACCACGUGGGGAAUACAAAUCAUAUCAAGGAGAGGAAUCAACCAUCCAGCCCACCCCAUGGUAAUGCAAUUAAUCAACAAAAGAAAUCUAGUGAUAUUGGAACUGCCAAAACUUCCAAGGUUUCGCCAAAAUCCGCUAAACCCAGUUCGUUACCUUUUCAAACACCAGCUAGAGAAGCAUCCAACCCCUCCCGUGGAAAGAGUAAAAACUUCUUGGCAAAAUGGUUCGGUUUUGGAUCGAAAUGAGAUAACAUUGGCUUGGUUUGUUUUCGAAGUUUAUUAGUUGAGUUCAGAGAUGCAUAUCUGGAUGAUUAGUAUAUUGGUUCAAGUUUUUGGCUAUGGAUCCGAGUUUUUGUCCCACAUUUUCAUAAAAUAUGUUGUUCUUGGCUUUACAAUGUAUUAGGAAUUUGUAGUAACAGUAGAGCCUUUUGAUGAUUCUUCUGAAGUGCAGAUUCGUAAACAUCCAUUUAUGUUGUUCUUUGUUAUCACUAGAUGCUGGAAAUUCAGAUUUUUGUACUUCGUAAUUGGUAUCACGAAUGAUGCUUUUGUAAAAAGUAUGUACUGCGUAUAA
Molecule: messenger RNA, 651 nt
Organism: Cucumis sativus (cucumber)
Lineage: Eukaryota; Viridiplantae; Streptophyta; Magnoliopsida; Cucurbitales; Cucurbitaceae
Exons: 3
Coding region: 52-363 (103 amino acids)
Source: RefSeq, a predicted model, not a curated record